Molecule: messenger RNA, 923 nt
Organism: Thamnophis sirtalis
Lineage: Eukaryota; Metazoa; Chordata; Lepidosauria; Squamata; Natricidae
Source: RefSeq, a predicted model, not a curated record
AUGGACUGUCAAAAAGCAUUUGAGAAAUUUGCCAAAGAGCCCAUCCUGCAACACCCUGACCCAGAGCAGCAAUUCAUAAUCCAGGCAGAUGCCAGUGAUGUUGCUGUAGUGGAUGUGCUGUUGCAAAAGAACAAAGAGGGACAACUCUUGCCAUGUGCUUAUGUCUCCACAAAACUCACUGCCACUGAAAGAAGGUGGGCCUUUUGUGUAAGAGGAAAGAUGGGUCCUGCAGGACAAACUGGAGACAAAGGAGACCAAGGACAGUCUGGCAAAAGAGGGCCUACAGGAUUAGUAGGAGGUAAAGGUGACAUGGGACCUCUUGGUCCAUUAGGACCAAAAGGGGAGAAAGGAGAAAGAGGAAAAACCGGUCCACCGGGAAUCUGUAAAUGUGGGCAAAUCGUACUGAGAUCAGCUUUCUCUGUGGGUAUUACUACAAGUUACCCAGAGGAAAGAGUGCCAAUCAUAUUUAACAAAGUCCUUUUUAAUGAAGGAGGACAUUAUAAUCCUUCAACAGGAAAAUUCAUCUGUGCCAUCCCAGGGAUUUAUUAUUUCUCCUAUGACAUUACAUUGGCAAAUAAACACCUUGCCAUCGGUCUAGUUCAUAAUGGAAAGUUCCGGAUAAAGACAUUUGAUGCUAACACAGGAAACCAUGAUGUGGCAUCCGGGUCAACUGUGAUUUACCUCCAGCCUGAGGAUGAGGUUUGGCUUGAGAUCUUCUACACUGACCAAAAUGGCCUUUUUUCUGAUCCCACAUGGGCAGACAGUCUGUUUUCAGGAUUUCUCUUAUAUGUGGAUACAGACUACCUUGAUGCUCUGUCAGAUGAAGAUGACCUGUGAUGGAGAUGACUACAUACUUCUAAAUGAACAAAAAGCAGUGAACAGAAUCUGCCCUUCCCUCUUAAUAAAGGCGAUGCCUUUGUCUG